CUAGGGGGGAUAAAAACAGUGAUGAAUAAUGAAUGGCAGCCGCCGGCCGUCCAGUGCACCGGCCGUUCUGUGAUCCUCCAGAACCCACAGAUUACCAGUCCGCCCCUGGCCUUUUGGCAAUUUCUAUCAUGUCUUUUAAUGGCUGCACUUCAUCUCGCAAUUCAGUUUGACUUGAAGGUAGUUCGUUAGUGUGUCCAAUUAUAAAUUAAAAAGGUCAUUUGAUAAAAUGAACUUGCCGAUGCAAUCUUUGAGUCAGGGAACAUUUCUUUUGCUAAUUUUGAGAAGUGAUCAGCCAUAGUUGCGGGCAAAUUGUAUUCGGCAACAAAUUGGCGGAAUAAAAAAUCCGCUUUUGUCACUUUUCAUUCUGCAGACUUCAUCUUUAUGACCAGUGUUGUUAAUCUUACUUUUAAAAAGUAAUUAACUAGUUACAAAUUACUUCUCCCAAAAAUAAUUGCGUUAGCAACUCAGUUACCUUAAUGUAAGACUAAUUAGUUACCUGGCGAAGUAAAUGGUGUUAGCUUUCAUGUUUUUUUUUUUUCAUACAAAAACAAAACAAAAAAAAACCCCAAAACCAUAGUAACUAGGGCUGUCAAAUUUAUCGCGUUAAUGGGUGGUAAUGGAAUUUUCUAAUUAAUCACGUUAGAGACCAAAUGUGAAGUAAUUUCAUAAAAUGCCAAAUAGGGUCACAAUUAAAGUAAUUAAACAUUGUCCAACAAAUAAAGCAUGAAAAAAAUCAUUUAUAUGUUGUAUAUUUGACAAAAUAAUCGCGCUUCCGAAGUUCGAGCCUGGAAGUGAUACGUCACACCGAGAACAGCGAUGGCAGCGCUCCAUAUGGCCGCCCUACAAAGCCCUUCAAACAAUGAUUCAAAGACCGAUAUAAGCGAUAGAUCGAGCGCAAGAGAGGAGAUCCAAGUUUUUGAAGAGUUGGAGGAAGAGGAGGAGGUUGGAAUUUUAUGUUGGACCAUACAUGUAUUAGCCAGACGCUAAUCAGGAUGCAAACAAUGUGCCCAGACUACAUGACAUGGAAUGGAGACAAAACCCAUCGAGAUUACAAGAUUGAUGUCAGCCGAGCCCCAAGUGCUGAGCACCAGGAGUCUGCAUGCAUCAAGGAGGAAGUAGAUGGAGAAGAGUUCAUACACAUUAAAGGUUUCAGAAUAUAUCUUGGUGCUGACGGGCAGGAGCCAGAAUCUCCUGGCGUUAAUGAGGAUGUUGAGCGCCCCCAAAUCAAAGCGGAGGAGCCAAUGCCCUGUCAACAGAUGCAACUUCAAAUCAAAAAGGAGGAGGAAGAGCUGCCAUACGUUGAAGAGGAGGAGCAUAUCACCAGGUCGACUGGUGAGCCCUUAAAGAGUGAAGAUGGUCCAAGUGACGCCAGCAGAGAAGCAGAGCCCCUGGGGAGCAGCAGCAGCUCAACAGAAGGAUUGCAAGCAGACAUUUUCAUCGCUCUGUCCGACAGAAAUGGUGCCACAUCACACUCACCUUGCAAUGAUGAUGGUCAUAAGAAAUCUCACUGUGACGACAAACUCUGCAAAUGCUCUCAGUGUGGGAAAACCUUUGCUCAUAAGCAAAGUCUUCGUAUGCAUAUGAGGAAGCACACUGGCGAAAAACCUUUUUCCUGCUCUGUUUGUGGUAAAAGAUUCAGUCGAAAUACCACCUUAAAAGAACACACAAGAACCCACACUGGCGAAAAACCUUUUGUCUGCACUGUUUGUGGUCAAAGAUUCAGUCAACAGAACGCCUUAAAACAACACACAAGAACCCACACUGGUGAAAAACCUUUUGUCUGCUCUGUUUGUGGUCAAAGAUUCAGUCAACAGAACGCCUUAAAACAACACGCAACAAACCACACUGGCGAAAAACCUUUUUCCUGCUCUGUUUGUGGUAAAAGAUUCAGUCGAAAUAGCACUUUAAAACAACACAUAAGAACCCACACUGGCGAAAAACCUUUUGUCUGCUCUGUUUGUGGCCAAAGAUUCACUGAAAAUCAAAGCUUAAAAAUACACACCAGAAUCCACACUGGUGAAAAACCAUUUUCCUGCUCUGUUUGUGGUCAAAGAUUCAGACAACAGAACGCCUUAAAACAACACACAAGAACCCACACUGGCGAAAAACCAUUUUCCUGCUCUGUUUGUGGUCAAAGAUUCAGUCACAAGAGCGCCUUAAAUGUACACACAAGAACACACACUGGUGAAAAACCUUUUUCCUGCUUGGUUUGUGAUCAAAGAUUCAGUCACAAGGGCAGAUUAAAAGAACACACAGGAACCCACACUGGCGAAAACCCUUUUGUCUGCGCAGUUUGUGGUCAAGGAUUCACUGAAAAGCAAAACUUAAGAAGACACACAAGAACCCACACUGGUGAAAAACCUUUUUCCUGUUCCGUUUGUGGUCAAGGAUUCAGUCAAAAGAGCACCUUACAAGGACACACAAGAACCCACACUGGCGAAAAACCAUUUUCCUGCUCUGUUUGUGGCCAAAGAUUCAGUCACAAGAGCGCCUUGAAUGUACACACAAGAACCCACACUGGUGAAAAACCUUUUUCCUGCUCAGUUUGUGAUCAAAGAUUCAGUCACAAGGGCAGAUUAAAAGAACACACAGGAACCCACACUGGCGAAAAAGCUUUUGUCUGCUCAGUUUGUGGUCAAGGAUUCACUGAAAAGCAAAACUUAAGAAGACACACAAGAACCCACACUGGCGAAAAACCUUUUUCCUGCUCAGUUUGUGGUCAAAGAUUCAGUCAAAAGACCACCUUAGUAGGACACACAAGAACCCACACUGGCGAAAAACCAUUUUCCUGCUGCGUUUGUGGUCAAAGAUUCGCCUGGAAGGAACGGGUGAAGAGACACGUGUGUGUUGAUGUGAGAAGCAGUGACAAAUGACUGUUUGCCUGUCAUCCAUGCUGGCUUCAUCAGAUGUUUUGCACACGGGAUGUUUGUAUUCCGUAGAGCUUCCUUAAAUUUGUUGAGGUUUGAUAUUAUAAUUUUAUAUUGAAUUUGAAACUGAAUGUGUAUUGAAUAUUUGAAACUAUUAGAUCAUUCAUAAAUGUCAUUCAAUAAAUAUGGAAAAUUUGAAUAUAUUGUUCAAAACUGCAAAAAUUAUAAUUAAAAAAAAAAUCUAAAAUUCUGAGAUUUUUGUGGGGGAAUUAAUGUAUCAAUAAUUUUUAAAAACUA
This is a messenger RNA of Corythoichthys intestinalis (scribbled pipefish), 3164 nucleotides long. Its product is annotated as zinc finger protein OZF-like. Lineage: Eukaryota; Metazoa; Chordata; Actinopteri; Syngnathiformes; Syngnathidae. Gene Ontology annotation, biological process: regulation of transcription by RNA polymerase II. Gene Ontology annotation, molecular function: DNA-binding transcription factor activity, RNA polymerase II-specific; RNA polymerase II cis-regulatory region sequence-specific DNA binding. The record is from RefSeq and is a predicted model, not a curated record. The coding region runs from base 954 to 2873 and encodes 639 amino acids. The transcript has 3 exons. Gene Ontology annotation, cellular component: nucleus.